GGCACCGCGUCGCCCCCGAGCGCCGCCCGGACGGCGGGGCGGCCGCGACCCGCGGAGGCCGAGGACCCGGGAAGCAGGAUCCCGCGGACGCCCGCAGCCCGAGGGAAUCGCCAGGGACCGGCGGUCCUCGCCCAGACACCCGCCCCCGGAGACUUGGAACGCGGACUCCAGAGGCGGCGCGCACGACUAUAUUUUCUGUGAGUCCUGAUCAAGUGACACAAAUGUGCUGCAAUGGUGACAUAAACUAUUGACUGAAACUGGAAAAGUAUCAGAAACAUCAUCUGUUCUUUUCUUCUUUCAUUUUUUUAUGGUGCUUCUGUUGGAACAGUCUGAGGAAAGUAUAUGCAACAUGAGUUUUAUCAUGAAGCUGCACAGACACUUUCAAAGGACAGUGAUUCUGCUUGCCACAUUCUGUAUGGUGAGCAUUAUUAUUUCUGCUUACUAUCUGUACAGUGGCUACAAACAGGAAAAUGAACUGUCUGAGAUGGCUUUAGAAGUAGAUUGUGGGGACUUGCAGCACCUACCAUACCGGCUGAUGGACGUGAAGCCAGCGAAGCUCUCUGAUGCCUCGAGGACAGACACCACGGUCCUGGUGUUUGUGGAGAGCCAGUACUCAUCGCUUGGUCAAGACAUCAUUAUGAUUCUAGAAUCCAGUAGAUUCCAGUAUCACAUUGAAAUUGCUCCUGGCAAAGGGGAUCUUCCAGCGCUUACGGAAAAAUCUAGAGGCAAAUAUAGUCUCAUUAUUUAUGAGAACAUUUUAAAGUAUAUACAUAUGGACGCUUGGAAUCGAAGUCUUUUAGAUAAAUACUGUGUUGAAUAUGGUGUGGGUGUCAUUGGAUUCCACAGAACUAGUGAGAAGAGCCCACAGAGCUUUCAGUUGAAAGGCUUCCCUUUUUCUGUAUAUGGAAGCCUUGCAGUAAAAGAUUGCUGUAUUAAUCCUCAUUCUCCAUUGCUUCACGUGACCAAAUCUUCUAAGCUUGAGAAAGGUUCUUUACCUGGAACUGACUGGACUGUUUUCCAUAUUAAUCACUCAGCCUACCAACCAGUAAUAUUUGCCAAAGUAAAGACCCCAGAAAACCUGUCUCCUCCCAUCUCUAAAGGUGCUUUUUACGCCACUGUCAUACAUGACCUGGGGCUCCAUGAUGGAAUUCAAAGAGUUCUCUUUGGCAACAAUUUGAACUUUUGGUUGCACAAGCUUAUCUUCAUAGAUGCUGUUUCCUUCUUAUCAGGGAAGAGGCUUACUUUGUCCUUGGACAGGUACAUUCUCGUGGAUAUUGAUGAUAUUUUUGUGGGAAAGGAAGGAACAAGAAUGAACACCAAUGAUGUUAAGGCCCUGCUUGAUACUCAGAAUCUUUUGCGUGCACAAAUCACAAAUUUUACUUUCAACCUGGGAUUUUCAGGGAAAUUUUACCAUACAGGAACUGAAGAGGAAGAUGAAGGGGAUGACCGUCUUUUGGGGUCUGUUGAUGAGUUCUGGUGGUUUCCACAUAUGUGGAGCCAUAUGCAGCCCCACCUCUUCCAUAAUGAGUCAUCUUUGGUGGAACAGAUGAUUCUCAACAAAAAGUUUGCCUUAGAGCACGGCAUUCCUACGGACAUGGGCUAUGCAGUGGCCCCUCACCAUUCAGGCGUCUAUCCUGUACAUGUUCAGCUCUAUGAAGCCUGGAAGAAGGUUUGGAAUAUUAGAAUCACCAGCACUGAAGAAUAUCCACACCUGAAACCAGCUAGAUACCGGAGGGGCUUCAUCCACAAAAACAUCAUGGUUCUUCCAAGACAAACCUGUGGGCUUUUCACUCACACAAUUUUCUAUAAAGAAUAUCCAGGAGGUCCUAAAGAGCUGGACAAGAGUAUCCAGGGAGGGGAACUUUUCUUCACUGUGGUCCUCAACCCAAUCAGCAUUUUCAUGACCCAUUUGUCUAACUAUGGGAAUGACCGGCUAGGAUUAUACACAUUUGUCAACCUGGCCAACUUCGUGCAGAGCUGGACCAACUUGAGACUUCAGACUCUGCCUCCAGUGCAGCUGGCUCACAAGUAUUUUGAGCUCUUUCCUGAUCAAAAAGACCCUCUCUGGCAGAAUCCUUGUGAUGACAAACGCCACAGAGACAUUUGGUCUAAAGAAAAAACCUGUGAUCGCUUACCAAAAUUCUUGGUAAUAGGACCCCAGAAAACUGGAACCACUGCUUUGUAUUUGUUCCUGGUUAUGCAUCCUUCCAUCCUUAGUAACUCCCCCAGCCCAAAAACCUUUGAGGAGGUACAGUUCUUUAAUAGAAAUAACUACCACAGGGGGAUUGAUUGGUACAUGGAUUUCUUCCCAGUCCCAUCUAAUGUUACCACUGAUUUUCUAUUUGAGAAGAGUGCCAACUACUUCCACUCAGAGGAAGCUCCUAAAAGGGCGGCUUCUUUGGUCCCCAAAGCCAAGAUCAUCACCAUUCUCAUUGACCCAUCAGACCGAGCAUAUUCCUGGUACCAGCAUCAGCGAUCACACGAAGACCCUGCGGCUCUGAAAUUCAGUUUCUACGAAGUGAUCUCAGCUGGGCCCCGUGCACCCUCCGAGCUGAGAGCCUUGCAGAAGAGAUGUUUGGUCCCAGGGUGGUAUGCCAGCCACAUUGAGAGAUGGCUUGUUUAUUUCCCCCCCUUUCAGCUGCUAAUUAUUGAUGGGCAACAGCUAAGAACUGAUCCUGCUACAGUGAUGGAUGAAGUACAGAAGUUUCUAGGAGUCUCUCCUCAUUAUAAUUACUCAGAAGCAUUAACGUUUGAUUCUCAUAAAGGUUUCUGGUGUCAGUUACUGGAAGAAGGUAAAACAAAAUGCCUUGGAAAGAGCAAAGGAAGAAAAUACCCUCCAAUGGAUCCUGAUAGCAGAGCAUUUCUAUCCAGCUACUAUCGUGACCACAACGUGGAACUCUCCAAGCUGCUGCACAGACUGGGGCAGCCUCUGCCAUCCUGGCUGAGGCAGGAGCUGCAGAAAGUGAGAUAGCACUGUGAGAAAGCUCGAGAAUGCAUCUCCAUGGAAUGCUCACCUCUCCCAGAGCUUCCAGGAGCUACCAAAAGGUGGUUUAAAAAUAUACCUCUUCAAAUGAGAAUAGAAAAACAAAGUUCUUUCCACGUGCUGGCACGUGGAUGAUUAGAAACAAAACAAAACUAAAAGUAUUUGUUACAAGCCUUGAGGCCUAUGGCCUUUCUCUUAACCCAUAUCUGAGCCUGUGGGGUUAUUGGAGACUACUGUGCACUCAUGUGUUAAUCAAUAGCAACCAAUAUAAAUAUCAAAUACCAAUGCAGAACUGUUCCAUUUCAUAGUAAUAUUUACACUUUUAUAUAUCAACUAAGAUUAUGUCUCUGUAGACUUGUAGGCUGCUGUUUGCCUGUAGAAUGUUUUCUUAUUCUUUGAUUCUAUAAAGUGUCCUACAAAACAAAAAGUAAACAUCACAAUGUAGCAUAAAGCGCCAGAGGCCUAAUGCCCGUGAAAACUGCUUGCAAAAAUAUAAAUCCACUGAAGUAUUUAGAAAGAAUUAUAAUUUACAAUUUGUCCUAGAUCAGAGAAUGGUAAAGUUAUAUCUGAGCUUUAUCUGCAUCGAAAAAAAAAAGAUAAGUAUUAUAGAAGGAAAAAAGUGAUUUUUCAUCCACAUAGUCUAGUACAUUUCUGUAAAAGUUUCCAAUGUCUCUAUCAUUACAUAAUUAUUAUUCUGAAAGGUAUGUUGUACCAGCUAUUGGAUGGGAAAUAGAAACACACUGAGUAUACCAAAACAGUAAGAAGCAAUAUAAAGUGUACUGACUAAAUCCUCUAAAAGCAAGAAAUUGUAGGGGUCUGAAGAUAUCUGAUUGACAGCUUAUGUCCCUUUGCUGUGAGCUGCGAAUCAACUCCAGUAGUUCUCACUGGUUGUACAGAAAUGUUUGCUCAGAAUCUGAGGUCUAUGUCAUCUCCAGAAACAGACAGACUUUUUAAUGUAAACAACUUUUUCUUAAUGCUCCCAAGAAAAAAACCUAUUAACUGAAAUCUAAGGACAGUUUCUCCAGAUGAUAUGUUGGGUUUAUUUAUGUUUAAAUACAGAAAAAUUACAUUUUUUCAGAUAAUUCAAAAUGAAAUUAUAUAACGCAGAGAUCUGUGACAAAAAACCAAAUUAAUGUAUGAUUUUUAAUCUCAGAUUUGCAAUGGUACAAGGCAGAAAAAGAUAAUCAAAGCCAAGUGCCAUUUUUUUUAGAACAUUUUGUACAUCACUUUCAUGAAAGACAAUAGAACACAGUUAAAUUUAUGGGUUAUCUACUAAAUUAAAUGGAGGAAGUACCAAGAUGAGCCAGGUAUGGUUCUUAAAAUAUAUUUUACACUUAAAUUUUUAAUGAUUAUAUGAUUAAUAAAGUAUUCAAAAAAAGAAAAGAAUGUCAUGCUAAUUUUCCUGUACUUAUAUUUACUUUCAGUUUUUAAAUAUACUAAACACACAAGAAAUUUAAGUAGUAAAUAAAUUCCUUGCUAUGACUUUAUAAGCUUUUAUGAAUGUAAUCAAAAGUAUGAUUAGAAAAAAAUGAUGCCCAAAUAGUUUCAUUAUAAUAUGAAACUAUUAUGGCCAUUAUAAUGGCCAUUAUAAUAUGUGAAAUUGAAUUCUAUCAACUAUUCACUAAUUAGAAAACAAAUUUUGAGAUACUUUCACUAACUAUUCAUUUCUAAAAUUGUAUUAUAAAAAUUAAUUAAAUGUUUUAAAGUUUUGUAUACCCAAUGAUAAGCCAAUUUUUAAACAAACAAGCUAUUAGCAGAAAGAAUUAGACAAAGAACCAGAUUUUAAGAUCCUUGACAGUAAAAGCAAUAUCAAAGUCAUUUGGACAAAGAUGGUAAAGUCAGUCUUCAUGCUUACCGCUACCUUUAUGAACAGCACAUGCCUAACAUACUAGAAAAUGAAUACAGCCUUUAAUCUUCACUAUUUUAAGAAAAUUAGCUUCAGAGGGUCAAACAUAGUGAGAACAGUCCCCAGGAGUUACAUACGGUAUUGUGUUUUCAUUUUGACAACAUUUCUACUGAUUAAAAAAAAAAAAAAGGAAAGGAAAAGAAAAACAAUGCAUUUACGCUCCAAGGAUGAGAUGUGCAUUUAAACUUCUAAACAAAGCUCCUAAUGGUGUAAUUCUGUCUGGAUAAACUGAGUCAACUAAACAGCUUACCCUUUAAGAAAUGUCAAAAACACACUGGAUGCUUGUGGGAUGAAAGGAGAAAUUUACUCAUUCAUAAUAUAGAUAUUAUGCUACUUAGAGCAGCAAACCUUUGAAAGGAAUUUUGAUCAGUCAGUGUAUCUGGAAGACAACUCAAAUUCUAGGGGACACGCACACUUACUACAUCGGAUACUCCAGGUGGUUGUUAUGUUCUUCUGAAAGUAACAUAAAUACACAUGGGGAAAGAAACAGAUAAGGUGAUUUCAAACUAGCUUUGUAUGGCAUUCUUUUUUCAUUGCUUAAAAUAUGAAACUUCCUCAGGAAGAAAUGAAAUGGUUAUUUCAGUGUUUAUAGCUAUAAUAUUCUUGUCAUUCACAUUGAAUGAAAAUUAAUGGAAACAUUUUUUUUUCUGAGUUUUUUAAAAUAAAAAAAAACUGGAUAUAAUUCUGAUAGUAGCAUGGUACCUCAUAUGUACAACAAU
Capra hircus (goat) is the source of this 5608-nucleotide messenger RNA. It is a transcript of the gene NDST3, whose product is annotated as N-deacetylase and N-sulfotransferase 3. Gene Ontology annotation, cellular component: Golgi apparatus. The record is from RefSeq and is a predicted model, not a curated record. NCBI's taxonomy places the organism in Eukaryota, Metazoa, Chordata, Mammalia, Artiodactyla, Bovidae. Gene Ontology annotation, molecular function: heparan sulfate N-sulfotransferase activity; deacetylase activity. The transcript is spliced from 14 exons. The coding region runs from base 308 to 2971 and encodes 887 amino acids.